This is a messenger RNA of Aspergillus versicolor CBS 583.65, 1190 nucleotides long. Its product is annotated as RHO alpha subunit C-terminal catalytic domain-containing protein. Lineage: Eukaryota; Fungi; Ascomycota; Eurotiomycetes; Eurotiales; Aspergillaceae. The coding region runs from base 15 to 839 and encodes 274 amino acids. Gene Ontology annotation, molecular function: 2 iron, 2 sulfur cluster binding; iron ion binding. The record is from RefSeq and is a predicted model, not a curated record. The transcript is spliced from 4 exons.
GGCGGGCGGUCUUUAUGAAGUCCUGGUUUCUCCUUGGUCCUUUGACAAGAUUUCAGACCGUUGGCGAAGUGGUCGAGUAUGAAAUAGCACAGCAGCCGAUUCAUGCAGUCCGAAGUACGGGAGACGCACAUAUUCCACUUCCUGAGGAGAUUCAGGUUGUCUGCGCGGACAGUAAGGCACCGCUUCGCCAUCAUGUUACGCCCACUGGGCUUGUCUUCACCACUCUGUCAGAAGAUACACCCAGCUUCCACGAAUUCUUCCCAGAGCUGGAGCCGCUUCUUCAACGAGUCGACUUCACCAAGCUGCCCUACAAACGAAGCAUCAAGUACGAAGGAAGAUUCAACUGGAAGACAAUGGUCGAUGGCUACCAGGAAUGCCUCCACUGCCAAUACACCCACCCGUCAUUCUCGAUCUACUACCCACCAACCUGGUACAAAGUGCACAACCACAAGAACUUUUCCCAGCACAUAGCAGACCCCAAGAAGCCCGAUGACGGACUCUUCUUGUACUUCUUCCCAAUCUGCACCCUGAAUGUCUACGGGGGAGGCAUGUCCUCGUUCCGCGUGUGCCCAACGGACGACCCCAAUGUCACACGGAUGGAAUUUGAUUAUUAUCAUAUGGAGACGGGGGAGAAGUUCGAAGAGUACUUCCGCUUUGUCCGCCAGGUCGCCAUGGAGGAUUACGAGUUGUGCGAGAAGGCACAAGAGAAUCUUGAAAAGGGCGUCUACCGCGAGGGGAUCCUGAACCCGGAAAAGGAGAGUGGCGUUUCUUGUAAGUUGACAGUCUGGUCUACUUUUUUGGUUAUUAACGACUUCAGUCUACCAGGACCGCGUCUUUGAAAUGGUAUGCCAGCAGCACGCCGAAGAGCGAGAGAAGGAAGUAAGCUCCCAAUCCAAGUUGGAGGGCCCGGAGCCAGUGCAACCAGCAGGUGUUCAGGUAGUUUCGUGAUCAUCAGUGCCAAGGGCUGGAUAUAUAGCCAGAAUAUGUAGAGUCGUAUUGAUUUGCAAUGGUAAUCCACCAGACCCGACGAGACUGGCUGGUGAGUGUUUUAGGCCGUGCUGGAAAAGUGCACCCAAUUCGGCAAACCGAGAGACAUAGUAUUGGCCAAUGAAGUUUGAUAGUCAAAGCUUACGGUAGUGUUUACUUUAGAUAUAUUAAGAUAGGUCUCUGGAAUCAGAUACUCGCAAUUA